This is a messenger RNA of Cercospora beticola, 2071 nucleotides long. RefSeq lists its product as uncharacterized. The record is from RefSeq and is a predicted model, not a curated record. Lineage: Eukaryota; Fungi; Ascomycota; Dothideomycetes; Mycosphaerellales; Mycosphaerellaceae.
UCUUAAGCUCUACGCUAGAGAAAGGCUAAGCUCUUAGUGCCAAAAUGUUCUCUCCUGAUGCCGAGUGGCCAGAGAAGCUGGGUCGCAGGGCGCCCAUCCACCAGAGCGAUUGGAAUAUAUUCCAUACCUCACACGUGUGCGUGUUGACCACAUUUGCUUGGGAGAGCACGUAAGAACAAGUCAAGCAACUCUUCGCAUCCUAGGCAACGACAUGUUUCGAAAGGUCUCAUGGCAGAAGGAUGUGGCGGAGGUUCAGGCGGAGGAGACGCAUGAAGGAGAGAUGGCAGAGAAACAGUCGCAUCCAGCAGUGGUCACAUCAGCUGAUGGAGCCACUCCGUUGCAACAGUCGCCUGCGAUACCAGACAUUGCUCACGUCAGGCAUCACAGCAAUAGUGUUCGGAGAAGCUCAGUUGUCUCGUUCGAGGCACGACGGGGCUCGAUUAUCCAAUCGAUCGCCGGCGAUGGCAAUGUUGGACAAGGGACAAUCAGAACAUCAACAGGCCAGAUGAAUCGCGACGACCGACAACGCUCGAUCUAUUCAAUCAAAGCCGCUCAGGAAAGCUCCGAAACUGACAUCGCAAGCCUUCACGAUGGAGACCUUCCAUCGCCCGCGCAAGACUUGCUCCGAGCGCAAACUGCCGGGCAAUACAAGUUCACAAUCACAGAGCAUACUGAGAGCGCCGAGAAGAACGAGAAGACGAGAGUCAGUGUUGAGGUUUCGCCACUGCAGUAUACCGAACAUAUCGCAAAGAAAGAAUUUCUGGACGCCUAUGCUGCUAAGUAUCCUCUGCCAGCGAUUCAAAGACGAUUCGCCUGGUUUCGAUACGGGUGGUUUACAGUGUACCGAAGGCUGUUUGCCAUCGUGUUCACGGCCAACAUGUCUGCCAUAAUUGUGCUGGCUAGCCAAAGAGCACGAUAUAGCGCCGCUGCGAUUGGUGUGGGAAGCAACAUAUUCGCUGCUGUCCUUGCUCGCCACGACAACCUGAUCAACGCCGUGAUCAGCAUCAUCCAUCUGGUGCCUCUAAGCUGGCCGCUGGCAAUCCGCAAACGAUUGGGCAAGAUUUACUGUCAUGCGGGAAUCCAGGCCGCUUGUGGAACAAGUGCUGCGGUGUGGUAUCUUUACUUCACUGUCCUGCUGGCAACAGAUCCAAUUCCUACCGCGGUAAAGGAAGGCGUACGAAUCGGCAUCUAUGUCACCACAGGGCUCAUCUUUACAUGCCUCUUGAUCCUCGUAGGCAUGUCCCAUCCCACAGUCCGAAGUCGCCAUCACGACCGAUGGGAACAAUCACAUCGCUACAUCGGCUGGCUCUUGACAGCCAUCAUCUGGAUUCAAGUUGGACUUCUCACCUCAGCUUCAGAAACACCACUUUACCGAUCACCACUCUUCUGGCUCGUCCUCGGCGUAACGCUCCUCCUCAUCUACCCCUGGGCCAUGAUGCGCAAACGUUCCUUCACCACGACCCAACUCUCCAGCCACGCCCUCCGCCUCGAGUUCUCCCACAAACUCUCCCUCACAGGCCACAACAUCCGCAUCGCACAAUCUCCUCUGUCGGACUGGCACGGCUUCGCCACAAUCCCCCGCAACGACGGUCCAAAGGGCUUCUCCGUCAUAAUCUCCAAUGCGGGCGACUGGACACGCUCUAUGAUCAAUGCCGAAAACCGCAAAAACACGAUCUGGCAGCGUGGAAGACUUUUCCUAGGAAUCAUUGAAGUUCCAAUGCUGUUUUCGCCUUUGGUCAUUGCUGCUACGGGGUCGGGCAUUGCGCCUUGUAUGGCUUUUAUUCAGACGCAUCCGGAUUGGCCGGUGCGGAUUGUUUGGUCGGCGAGGUUUCCGGAGACGACGUAUGGGGCGCACAUCAUUGAGACUGUGUUGAAGGCCGAUCCCAAUGCGAUUAUUAUCGAUACAAAGGAGACGGGGAGGCCGGAUAUGGCGGCGUUGAUUUAUGCUGCUUACAAGGAAAUCAAAGCUGAGGCUGUACUUUGCGUUAGCACGACGAAGGUUUGUGAGUCUGUGUCGUAUGAAAUGGAAGCGAGGGGUGUGCCGAUUUAUGUUCCGAUAUUUGAUUCGUAG